AUGGAAGGUAAAAGUUCUAUUGCUAACGCCGUCCCCAUGGCUCAGACGGUAGCGGAGAUUAGGAAAGCAAGUGGUGGGCAAGACGUCCCUGAGUUUACUCCAUCACCUCCAGCUAAGAAGAGAAAGCGACGUGACAAGAUGCCACGGAUUUGGCUUCGUUUAGAGCUUUUUGAGCUUGGCCUCUUGCCUUUACCGUCCAAAUAUAUGGCUACGUUAACUUUAACGAACGUAAAGAAUGUAUUGGAUUCGUUGCACAAUAAAUUACGGACUGGAAGAGAAGAGGAAGGACUGUGUGAAGAUGAUACUGUCAUGCUGGAUACGGAAGGAUCAUGUUUUACAGAGAGUGACAAUUUCACUUCCAUUACUUUUUCCGUCUGGAAAGAAGCAGUCGAGAUGAUUUACCAAUGGCGAGACGAGUACUAUCAAGUCUUUUGGUUGCUAUUGGUGCAUUUUCAUCGGAUGAUUUCUGUAAAGAAUGAAGUUGUGGACGUAACUGUGCCAUUGGAUGUCGAACAGUGUCUUGAGAGAGAGGAAGUACCGGUAUAUAAGAUUGCCAUCUUCCUCUUUAUUCAGACAGUAAAACCACACUCGUGGAGAACAAAAUAUUCACUUGACAUGUAUAAUGCCGUCUGGCACCGGGAACAUGCCGAGAGUUUAGCUGCGGCGGCUGCUCUGGAAAGUGCGGGUGCUGUGGGUGCUGCUAUAGUGCCAAAAUCACCAAUAAUGACCGCUCUAGGGUCUCCGCUGAUGAGGGGUAGUGCUAGUCCACCGCCGCCACAGUCACCACAUACAAUGGGCAUGGCGAACCGCUCGACAGCAGACGCGUAUUACCUGGCAUUCGUACGCGAGGAGCUGGAAAAUUUAUUUGGACUGCUUUACCCAUCGGUGGAUCUCAAGGAUGAAUCGUUGACAGUUAUCAGCGCAGAUCAACUCGACCUAUUGGGUUUUUUAUUGUGUCCAGGUGAUGUAAGUCUUGUGGACAAGAAUGUCAAGCUGAGCUCGUGUUACCCGACUUGGGAACAAUCCGAUAUUAGCAACACUAUGACAGAGACUGACGAUGCUCAGGAAUUUGUGCCGCUUGUGGAGAACGGAGCCAAGGUUUGUCGGUUCUACAAGACCCAUUUAUCGCUAAACGAGAAAAUGUACCCGCCGGUAGGGUUCUCUAUAACUUCCUCAACUAUAGCCCAGAACAGCCUCUCAGCGCUGUCACCUCCCGUCUUUUCGCUAAACGAUGAUUUUUCAUUGGAUGGUAGCUCAGACGUGCCCGUUCCAGAGGAGACAGCAUGUCGUCCGACGAUUUUAUCCCAACUUACAAAGGCAACCGUGAUCAAGCGCGCAAACGAGCUCAUGGUGUCCGACGACAGCGGCCAACGUCCGGAUCUCACCAUUUUCUCGUGUCAAGACUCGUACAUCUACAUCUUGGGGCCUGUUCGAUAUCCUUUUAUUCACUUAUUGCAUGUGUUGCAUUUAUUUUUAUCCUUAACCUUGCUUGUUCGGAUUAUUACGAAUGUGACAAUUUUAGCUUGCAAGAACUGUCGUAUCGUCCUGGCGCCAAACACGGGAAUAUUGUCAUUGGAGCGAUGUGAAAACGUCCAGCUCACUUCACUCUCGGGUCUCAUCCGCGUCAGCAACUGUCUGGACACGCGACUCAAUGUGUACACACUGUUACCCGUAAUUGUCAGUGGUGAAAAUGUCGGCCUGAUUCUAGGACCGUACAACACCAAGUAUGCCGGUUUGAAGCAGCAAUUGCUCACGAUGCCAUUUCUGUACAAUGCUGAGUCAAUGGGCUGUUGGAACAGUUUUCUGGACUUGGACAGUGAUAAAGAUAACAUGGCCGACACAGACAAGCCCCCGGUUUCAAUUCAAGUGCCCGAGACUUUCCGCGAUGUGUGUGUACCGGUAAAACCGGGAACGGGAGCAGGUUCCGCCGAGCGUCCCUUUUCAAUUCCUCCCGAGUACAUUGCUGCCGUGAAGAAACAAUACGAAAUGGUAGAGUCACUACGGCAGUUGGUGACCAGUGACGAGUUUGAUUUGACAAAGAAACGGACGAUGGAAGUGGUGAUUCAGCUCAAGUUUAAAGAGUGGCUAUCGUCUACGAGCAAUGUGCGACAGAUUUUGGACUUGGUGCAUCUGGACCGUGUGAAUGAACCCGCCAGCAAAGAAUGGUAG
Peronospora farinosa is the source of this 2169-nucleotide messenger RNA. The record is from the annotation of a GenBank genome assembly. Lineage: Eukaryota; Oomycota; Peronosporomycetes; Peronosporales; Peronosporaceae.